This is a messenger RNA of Ostreobium quekettii, 2284 nucleotides long. Lineage: Eukaryota; Viridiplantae; Chlorophyta; Ulvophyceae; Bryopsidales; Ostreobiaceae. The record is from the annotation of a GenBank genome assembly.
AUGAGUGACCUGCUGGCCGACCCACCCUCGGGCGCCCAGGACGAGAAGUCGCGGCGCAUCAAGAGCCUGCUGAACAGCUACUAUGGAGCGGCGGACGAACCGGCCGACGCCACGGAGUCAUGCGCCACGGGCAGCGUUGCGCUGGACGACGCCUCCUCCGCGGCCUCCGGCAGCGUCUACACGCCGCGCGUCUCCAGCAUCGACUCCGCGGUCUUCAGCUCGUCGGCUUUCGUGGCGAACCUGCUGCGCAGCGCGCGCAUCGACACGCUGCUGAGGCGGCACUCGGAGAUGGCGCGGGAGAUCAAGGUGCUGGACUCGGACAUGCAGAUGCUGGUGUACGAGAAUUACAAUAAGUUCAUCUCGGCCACGGACACGAUCAGGACCAUGAAGGCCAACGUAGACGGGAUGGGGCCGAGCAUGGAACAGCUCAGCAGCAUCAUGGAUCGGGUAGCUGAGACUAGCAACGGUGUCAAUUCGAAGCUCCAGAAGCACCGGGACACCAUUGAGGAGCUGAACCGUGUCCGAAGCCUCCUCCAGAAGCUGCAGGCACUUCUCAAUCUACCAAAGCAACUGAAAAUUGCAAAAGACGAAAAAGCAUAUGCUGCUGCAGUGGAUUUCUACUGUAAUGCAGCAGGCAUAUUGCAGAAAUACGGCCAUCAAGGCGUGUUUCGAACAGUUGCAGCUGAAUCUGAGGUGGCCAUCAAGGAGGUUGCUAAGCAGCUGGAAGAAAGGCUGGAAGACCCUGAGGCUGAGUCGGAAGCAUGCGUCCAUAUGCUCAGGAGGAUAGGCGCAAAGUCAGAUGAGCUGCAGGCGAAAUUCCUUAUUGGGCGACAGCGAAGAGUGCAGAACAUGCUUGAUGGUGCUGCCCCAGUCGUGUCUGCCAUGGCUGCCGAUGUCCUGGGGCUUGAACAGGCUGAAGAUGUCCCAGAUAUGUGGUUGAAGGAAGGAGACAGCUCACCCAGCCUUGGUCACUUUCUAAAGACACUGGACGAGCAGGUCAUCAACUCUCUGAGUGAGACGGUGAUGGCUUUCAAUCACACCUUUGUGGAUGCAGAGAGCCAGGAUGCUGCGGACAGGAGCCGCCUCACAGAGAUGGCCGAUUCCAUGAUGGGGACGUACCUCCAGCUGAUUGGCCAGGCUUUUGCAGUUGAGGCUCACAGCGCAGCAAUAGCUGGUGCUGGCUUGGAACCUGGGUCUGGGACUGCUGAGGGCCCUCCUGAUGUGCCCAUUGUGCGGUUCUCUGUUGAUUGGGGUGCAGCUGCACUGGCACAGGGCUUGGCACACAUGAAUGCAGACUUGGGGGUGCUGGAGAGUCGUUUGAGUGAGGUGGAGCCAAAACGAAGAGGGCUGCUGCUGACCCAGAGCCUGGUGCAGCAUCACAUCUCAACUUGCUUCAUGGCUUUAACGCGGAGGGUGCUGCAGGCUGUCAUCAGAAUCAAGAAGGAGCUUGAGCAGCCAAGCCCAGAGUCCCCACCCUCUCCAGGUGUUGGACCUCAGGUGCUCAGCCGAGGCUUUGCAACCGUUUGUGACAUGCUCCAACAAGGGGUAUCAUCCAUUAUCCAAGGCCUGAAGGGAUACCAAGCCGUUGCACAUCUCCUGAACAACUGGGAAACCCUUUUUGUUGAUAUGCUGCAAGGCCAGAUGCAGGCCAUCUUCAUGCACCUCUUGUUGUACUUCCAAGCCAUGGCUGGGUUGCCUAAAGGUGACCAACCCUCCAGCUCCCAGUUGUCAACCAGCAAAGAGCAGGUUUUGCUUUCCGAAUCUCUGCUGUCAACCAAAGACUUUGCAAACCUUGCCCUGCCAGAUGAAGUCGGGGGCGGCACCCUUGCACAACUUGCACGGGGGCGGCUCAACAAGGAAGGUGAAAACCCUCCAUGCUCCAGUGACGACAGCCAGGACACGGUUGUGGGAAGGCCACCUGCCCUGCUCCUGCUCCUUGCACGCCUCUGCUCGUUCCUGGAGGUCACUGUGGUGCCACACGUUGUGGAGACCUUUGCCCUGACGUUCCCGGAUGUUGGGGGCAACAGUGUCAGUGAUAGGCCAGCGUUCAACCCCAGCGAAGUCAUCCGCCAUCUGAACAGUGGCGCUUUGACGCUCCUGAGGGCAUACAUUGAACUCCAUGGCCGACAGCUCACCAUUAUGAUUCGAAGGAGUGUGGCAGCUGCUGGCUGGUUGAACCACAAGGAGCCAAGGGGACCCCGACCAGUGUGUGACCUCAUGUUGACGCGUUUGGGAGUGGCGGAGGCGGAAGUAGUCCAGCUGGUGGAUGAUGGAGGUCACAGAG